AUGACCGAAAAAUUCGACGGUUUCGAAUACAGUACAAAGGAUGUGAUAGGUCAUGGCGCGUUUGCAAUCGUUUAUAAGGGGAAGUAUUCAGAUAGACCAGAUGUUCCGGUGGCGAUCAAAGCGAUUGCAAAAAAGAAUAUCGCGAAAUCAAAGAAUCUGCUCACAAAGGAGAUAAAAAUAUUAAAGACUUUGAGCGGUCUGCAACACACAAAUCUCGUAGCUUUGCUGAAAUGUACAGAAACAGCGACACAUGUCUACCUUGUGAUGGAAUUUUGCAAUGGAGGCGACUUAGCUGAUUACCUCAGUCAAAAAACCACUCUACAAGAAGAUACUAUCCAUCAUUUUGUUGUUCAGAUAGCUCGAGCAUUGGAAGCAAUUAACAAGGAAGGCAUUGUUCAUCGUGAUCUCAAACCGCAGAAUAUUUUACUAUGCAAUCCUACACGCCAAUCAAAUCCACCAGCUAGCGAGCUGAUUAUCAAAUUAGCUGAUUUUGGAUUCGCCCGGUUUCUUUCUGAAGGAGUCAUGGCGGCGACAUUAUGUGGAUCUCCUAUGUACAUGGCUCCUGAGGUCAUCAUGUCACUUCAAUAUGACGCCAAAGCUGAUCUUUGGUCUAUUGGUACGAUACUUUUCCAGUGUUUGACGGGAAAAGCACCGUUUCAGGCUCAAAACCCUCCGCAGCUGAAAGCAUAUUAUGAGAAGAAUCGGGAGCUGAAGCCUAAUAUUCCCGACUACUGCUCACCAGCAUUGAGAGAUCUCCUUCUUCGGCUAUUGAAAAGGAACGCAAAAGAUCGUAUAACGUUCGAGGAUUUUUUCAAUCAUCCAUUCCUCCAUCAACCGCCGGUCACGAGUCCUUCCAAGCGGAUUCUUGACGCUGCUUCGCCGAUGGUUGUUCGCCGUAUGAUUCAAUCGCCAUCCUCAUCAGCAUCACCACUACCAGCUCGUGGUUCAGCGUCACGCCUUGAAAGCCCGCAGCCAACACGACGAACGGUGAAGGUGCCUGAAUCACCAGCAGUGCGCCGCAUAACUCAGACCAUGAACGAUAGUAAUGAUUUCACUUUUCUACCGCCACUUCCUGGUCAUCAGCAACCGUCAUCGGUUGCUCGGCAUGAGCAUAGUCCAGUGAAACAGGUGCAAGUGCAUACGUCCUCGUCUCAAAUGCCGACGGCUCCAGUGAAAGCUGUUCCGGUUCCAAGUCAACGAAAUGCUUUCACAAAGAUCGAGGAACGGCGACUAGGAAUCAAAGAUGGUGAAAAUGAGUCUUGCUCAGCGAUUCCUUCGCCGUCAGUACGGGGAGUGUCUUCGCUUAAGCGAACGACGUCAGGUCAAACUGGUGAAUCGCCGCCAUCAAUUCCAACUGUUGAAAGUAUGACGCUGCCAUCAACUCAGUUUAUCGUACGAGGAGCGGCGGCUCGCAGAUCGAUGGCUGAACGGAACCGUCAACGGAAACUCACUGAGGAAUCGUCUCCUGCUCCCGCGCCAGAGAAAGCUCUGGAAAGUGCACAAUCAGAAGCCAAACCACAAACGGAAGUCGUGGAGUUGAGUCGACCGGAUGCGUUGGAAACGAAUAGCGCCCAGCUCGACAACGCUAAGUUUUUGUCUGCCUCACCUCCUGAAACUCGUGCCGAUCAAGCUGUGCCGUCUCAGUUGGAUAUAAGUGAUGACGAAGACGACACAAUGCAUCAUUCUCUCAAAUUGCCAUUCGGAGGAACAGAUCAUGGAGAAUCUCUCAAAUCGGAGGCGAUGGAAAGUUGCCUUUCUGGUGAAGAGGGAAGUGAGCUGUCAAUGGAUGUAGCAGAUCCUUCCGAUUCGUUGUCGUCACCACAUCAUCCUUCCGGUUCCAAUGCUCCACCGGCGCUCGGAAGUCUACCGCGUGCCCCCUCGUUAUUUGAGCAUCGUGCAGAAGAAGAUGACGGUGACGACGCGUCACCAGGAAACCUUGAGCAGGAAACUGUCAUGGAAGAAGAGCAUAAACAGAUCUUGGCCAAGUUACGGUUCGUUGUGGAAUUGGUGGACACCUUAGUACAAGUGGCUGAACAGAAGGAAAAUCCGUUGGUUGCAGCAAUGACCAACAGAAAAGCCGAGCCAUCGUCUGCGUUCAGACGUGCAGAGCAACUGGUCGUUUAUGUACGAGCAUUGCAUAUGUUAUCGUCUGCGUUGUUGCUGGCUCAACGCAAUGUUGCCAGUCGAGUACUCCAUCCCUCGCCAGCAGUUCAGAAUGUUCUGAACGUUCUCAACGACAAAUAUCACCAGUGUUUGGUGAGGUCCCAGGAGUUGGCGUCACUCGGUUUGCCCGGACAAGAUCCGGCAAUGGCAGUUAUUUCAGCAGAGCGAAUCAUGUACAAACACGCUAUUGAGCUCUGUCAGACGGCAGCAUUGGAUGAGUUAUUCGGAAACCCACAACUGUGUAGUCAAAGGUAUCAAACGGCUUAUAUGAUGUUGCAUACGUUGUCAGAACAAGUCCAUAGUGAUCAGGAUCGUAACGUGCUGUCUCGUUACAAGAACGCUGUCGAGAAAAGACUUCGCAUUCUUGAACGGCAAGGUUUUGUGACUGCUGUUAAUACUUGCUAA
This is a messenger RNA of Ostertagia ostertagi, 2568 nucleotides long. The record is from the annotation of a GenBank genome assembly. Lineage: Eukaryota; Metazoa; Nematoda; Chromadorea; Rhabditida; Trichostrongylidae.